CUAAACAGGGAGGGUGGCAUGACUGCAAAGACAGGAUACAGUAGUGCUCCAUUUAACUUGAAAACAUGAAACAAAUCAACGUAUGAUACCGUGUUGAUGUAUUAGCAGUACCCGGAAAGGCGACAGCGCGAAUGGCGGGGCCCGGCUCCUCACCCCUGGGCUCUCCAAGACGACGUGACAUGCAGGGGGUCGCGUACUCGACGCUUGGGCCGUCCUUCUACGCACAUCGACACAAUGCAGCAGCCUUCUCGUUUCCCAAGAAUCCCUUGAAAGAGCGCUUCGGCGUGGAUCUAGGCGCGCAGGACUCGGGGCCUGGGCCGUGCGACUAUGACUGGGGCGACGGCAUCCCGCACGUCACCUCCGGCCGCACCCUCACACCCUCGCUCCACGCCAACACCAACUGGGCCAACGACUCCAUGUCGCGGAGCCUGCUGGGCCUGCCGUCACAGCCGCACACACUGCCGCCUGGCCCGGGUCUGUACCUGCGCUCGCGCAGCUCCUACCACCUGACCGGCAGCCCGCAGCUCAACACGUCCUGGCGCAACAGCACCACGGCGGGCUGGCAGAACUACUGCCGCAGGGAGUGCCGCACGCCGGCGGUGGUGUCCCGCGAGCACGAGCGGGAGCGGUUCGGCACCCACUCGCCCGGGCCCAUGACCGCCGCCCCAGUGGACAGCGUGGGACGGCAGCUGUCCUCCACGCGCAAGACGCAGCCAAGGUGCACUUUCUCACGGGCGGGUCGCUUCAGCAAUGUGACGCAGCGGGUGACGGAGGCGGUGCCAGGGCCGGGCGCAUACAACUACUGAUGGUGAGGUAAGCAGCAGCAGCAGCAGCAGCAGCAGCAGCAGAAGCUGCUGCUUGCGCUCGUGGCGGUGAAGGAGCCGGCGGGUCAUUAGGCAGGCAGACAGAUAGAACCACAGAAGAGGGUAGGCAGCCACACAAUGGGCCGCCUUGGAGUCAGGGCCAGGUUAGCACAAAGGCUCGUAGACACAAUGAUCACCUGCGAGGACAGACAAGAAGUGAGUGAACACGGCGUAUAAUGCGGGGGCACAGGAAGCGUCCAUAGAGACCACCAUGCACUGGCUGGGUACUGACGGUUGUUGCUUGGCGGUUGUCGUGCGGCGCAAGAUUAAUUUAUGGGGGCUAGGCAGUGCAGCAUGGAAAGACUGAAACUGGAACUGGUGAUUCAUGCGAGCAUGACAAGGAGGCCGUGUCGGGCAGGAGCUGUCAGGUAUCGUUCACUGAGAUUCAUAUGCUGCUGAGUGCAAUACUGAACGCACUUUUCGGUGCCUCAGGAUAUGAGAAAAGUGUGGCUUUGAUGAGGUGCUGUAGAGCCGUUGAUAUGCUGCAAAUGUAGCAGUAAAUUGAAGUUUAGUGUAGCGGUGUGGGCGUGCUGUACAGGUAGGCGGGCGCUGCACUGAGAUGCGUGCGUGCACAGGCGUGUUCAGAUGCUGGUUGGUACGUGAUUUGUAGGAUCAGAUAGGAGAGGACUGGAUACAGGGGCAAUGGGGCAUACAUGGGCCGUGUGGGCGUGAGAACGAGGUGGAUGGAUUGGUUGGCAGCGGAACGCCUAGGAAGCGGGAAGCGGAAUGCUUUGGACCUGCCGCACGCGGUGGCUGAUGACACUUGCGACUGCCACGGUGCCACGCAUGCAUGAUGCUUUCAAUCUUUGUAAUCUGGCCCGCCC
This is a messenger RNA of Chlamydomonas reinhardtii, 1687 nucleotides long. RefSeq lists its product as uncharacterized. NCBI's taxonomy places the organism in Eukaryota, Viridiplantae, Chlorophyta, Chlorophyceae, Chlamydomonadales, Chlamydomonadaceae. The record is from RefSeq and is a predicted model, not a curated record. The transcript is spliced from 7 exons. Bases 132 to 806 code for a protein of 224 amino acids.